AUGCUGCCUAAGGCUCCAUUAUUUGAGAUGGAUCUUGAAACAGAAAACAGAAUUGCUGCAAUUCUGAUGAAAGAAGCAGCAGAAUUAAGGAGACAAGCUGCAAGAGAUGGAAUAGAUGCAUAUCUUCAUCCUCCCAAUGUAAGGGGUCGACCAAAUUCACGUUUUCUCACUGCAACUGUUCUUGGUGUACAACAAGCUAAUCGAGCUGUGGAAGUAAAUGAGAUGUGGAAAGCACGUCAAAAGGAGAAAGAAAUGGAUGAUAGAGUUAGAAAAUAUGAGCAAAAACGUGCAAAUAAUGCGAUUCAUGAAUCUCAAAAGAAUGCAAAUGUAAGAUUUGAUGAUUAUGAAAGAAAGCAUAGUUCUUUGUGUUCAUCAAGCAAAAGUCCAAGUGAAGAUGAAUUAAAGGACAAAGAGAUUGAAGAAUUCUUGCACUCAAGGGCGAAGCGGGGUAGGGGUGCAGUGGGGUCCAGGAUGGAUGAAACAGGGCCAUAUCUUCCUGAAGAGUCGAAAGGGAAAGAUCUAGAUGACAUUGGAUAUAAUGAAUGGUGGGAUAAUCGGGGUGUUAUUGGCCCAAAAAGGCCUCAUAGUCUGAGGGCAAAAUCGUCUUCUGAUUCAGAUUGCUCUGAAAGAAGGGAGAAAAGGGUGAAAAGAGAUUGUUCAAGGAAAAAACACAGAGCGAAAGAAAAGUCUAAAGACAAAAAGAAGAAAAGGGAGAAGAAAAGAAGUAAACAUCAUAAGUAAUCUGUUAAAUUUUGUUACAUCUAUUGGAUAUGCUUUGAUGGAUUGUGAAAAUUGUGUUUGUGUACAGUUGGUUACUAAUGGGAGUUGAUGUUUUUCGUUAAUCUUGAUUGAAUGACUUAAUGGGUUAAGCCAACAAAAACCAAAAAAACUUGGUUUAAUGUAUUGAUAAAAUGGAUGGAUAUUGGUACAAUUGAUGAGUAUUGUGAAAGUUAU
This is a messenger RNA of Lactuca saligna, 954 nucleotides long. NCBI's taxonomy places the organism in Eukaryota, Viridiplantae, Streptophyta, Magnoliopsida, Asterales, Asteraceae. The record is from the annotation of a GenBank genome assembly.